Helicoverpa zea (corn earworm) is the source of this 6693-nucleotide messenger RNA. RefSeq lists its product as uncharacterized. The transcript is spliced from 2 exons. The coding region runs from base 1205 to 6403 and encodes 1732 amino acids. Gene Ontology annotation, molecular function: nucleic acid binding. NCBI's taxonomy places the organism in Eukaryota, Metazoa, Arthropoda, Insecta, Lepidoptera, Noctuidae. The record is from RefSeq and is a predicted model, not a curated record. Gene Ontology annotation, biological process: DNA integration.
UUGUUAACGCGCACACUGUGCAGGCGCGCCAAACCGAUCCACCGUGCAGUGCGAGAAGGGGAUGCGGGACGCGCGGGAGGAGGGCCGCUGGCCGCGUCGCUUCGCCGGGGCCGCGCGCCGUUCUCUUUCGCCAUCGGCACCGGACGAGUGCACACGUCGUGAUUAACCUAAUAUUUUUGUAUAACGCCAAUCGCCACACGUCGUAACUAUGAAACCUAUAACCUACAAUCUACGCCGAGCGGCGCGCAGCGGGCUAAGUGAGGACGGCGGCAACACGUGCAGCCAACGUGUCUCCGCGGACCACGCCGUACCACCACCACGAGUUCUACGAAGACGCAGACUACAACAGCAGGCGGCAUCAGACGGCGGAGGUCUAACCCGAGGGAAGUUGCUCGUUUCCUAUUAUUUCCUAUCCUUUUCCUAGUGUUUAUUUGUGUGAAUAGCCUAGCGGGUUUAGGUACUAUUCGUUAAUUAGCUUGCCUAUAUUCAAAAUGGUACAAAUUUUGCUUUUCUAGCCUACGACGCUAUAGUGGGCGAGUCCAUUAUUUUUGUGCCGCGUUUUCUAACCUACGACGCUAUAGUGGGCGAGUCCAUUUUGUGCCGCGUUUUCUAACCUACGACGCUAUAGUGGGCGAGUCCAUUUUGUGCCGCGUGUGUGAAAUUGCAUAGCCUAAACUUAAUUUCAUUUAAAUCGUGCAUCCUAAACUACGUGUACGCCUAAUUAAUCUAAAAGCAUCUAUAUUAAUGCACCUAAUAAUUAUUUAUUGUACACACUAAAAGUGUACCUACGCCUAAUGCACUAUAAGCAUAUUAAUUUUGCAAAUUGAGGUUUUGGUUCUAAGUAUUUACCAAAAUACAUGCCUAUUGCCUAAUAAAAGUAAAUUCCUAACUAGCGCAACAAUUAAUACAGUUAUUAUACCAAAGCUUGCCGACUAUUUCAGUUGCGGUGAAUGUGCAUGUGCUUCGCUCAACCAACUGCUAGCUACCUGCGGCCUGUCUACUAAUCGCAGCGCAGGUGCCUGGUGAGUGCUGCCUACUUCGUGCUGUCACAGCUUCAAAAGGUUACCGUGAGUUAGCGGCUUUGAGUUUCUAUUGUAAUCUGUGCCUACCCAUUCAUUGUUGCCUCUAAAGUGUUAGGUAGUUUAUUCUUUUAACUAAAUUUGUACCUAAUUACAAAAAAUAUUGUGUUAGUGAGUUAUUCAAAAUGAGUGAAAGUGAAAAGUCAGAGAUUCAAGUUCCUAUUAGAAAACGUAGUGCCAUCAAAGGCCAAGUUACAAAAUUCUACAACUAUUUACAAGAGAUAUCUAAAAAUACUCCAAUUAGUAGCUUGCAGUCUAAAGAAAUUGUUUUAAAAAUAGAGAAAUUUCAAACUUUAUUAAGUACAUUUGAUACCUUGCAAACUGAAAUUGAAUUGAAUUGCUCAGAUUUAGAGGAACAGUUAGCUGAGAGAGAAUUAAUUGAAGAAAAUUUUCAUAAGUGUAUCGCAUUGGCUCAAGAAAUAAAUGAAUCAGCGAGUGUUUCAAAAACUGAACAUCAAAAGCAUGAGUCAGAAUAUGGUAGUGUAAAUAAUAGUCAAUGUAGUCAUAGGUUUAGUUCAGUAAAAUUGCCCACAAUAAAAUUGCCAUCUUUUGAUGGAAAUUACCUUAAAUGGCUGGAAUUUAGAGACACUUUUGACAGUUUAAUUAAUAGUAAUGAAAAUAUUCCUAACAUAAACAAGUUUCAUUAUUUAAGGUCAUCCUUAGAAGGAGGAGCACUAGUAGUUAUCAAAUCAAUAGAAUUCACAUCUAACAAUUAUAAAGUAGCAUGGGAUUUAGUUUGUCAAAGAUAUAAUAAUAAAAAUUUACUUAUAAAUAAUCAUUUAAAAGCAUUAUUUAAUAUAGAAGUCUUAACAAGAGAAUCUCACAAAGCUUUAAGAUUCUUAAUUGAUUUAGUUUCAAAAAACUUAAGAGCACUAAAUACUUUAGGGCAGCCAACAGAUAAAUGGGAUGCUUUAAUUAUUUAUAUGGUGUCCACAAAGCUAGAUAGCACCACUAGUAGAAAGUGGGAAGAAUUAAAAAAUGGGUUACCAGAAUUACCUACUUUAGAGCAAUUCAAUGAUUUCUUGCGUAACAGGGCAGAUGUUUUAGAAACAACACAAGUUCAAAAUAUAAGUAGGAAUGAUAAUUAUAAAUCACAAGGUCCUAGGGAGCAAAAGUAUUCUAAUUCUAAGUCUUUUGUUAGUUCAAUGAGUAACAACAAUUCUUACAAAAAGUCAUGUGAUAUUUGUCAUGAAAGUCAUCAUUUGCAUGCAUGUUCAAAGUUUAAUGAUAUGUCAACUGAAGCUAGGUUAGAUACAGCCUUAAAGUUGAAAUUAUGUCUCAACUGUUUGCGAAGUGGACAUACUGCAAAACAUUGCUUCCUAAAAGGUUCCUGUAAAUAUUGUAAUAAGAAACAUAACUCUUUGUUGCAUAAAGAUUCUACUGUAGGAUGUAGUAGUAGUAGUUCAAAUACAAAUAAUAAUAACUUACCUUCAAAUACUUUACCCACAACACUUUCAGCAGUCUCUGCAAGUCAGGUACUAUUAUGUACAGCUAUAGUGGAAAUUGUAAAUCCUGAAAAUAAUAUUUCUUACCGUGCUCGAGCUCUCCUUGACACAGGUAGUCAAUCAUCGUUUAUUACAAAUAAAUUCAAAAUAAAGCUAGGUCUACAGACACAAUGUUCAAACCCAAUACGUAUCGCUGGCAUUGGUAAUGUGCAGUGUGACAUUACAGAGAGGUGUAGUUUGAAAUUAUUUUCAUGUAUUGAUAAAUCAUUUAACUUAGAAAUGAUGUGUUUAGUAGUACCACAAAUAACUAGUAGUUUACCAACACUAAAAGUUGAUGUUAAAAGUUUAGGGCUGCCGGCUAACAUAAUCCUUGCAGACCCUGAGUUCCAUUGUCCCUCCGAUAUUGAUAUGUUAUUGGGGGCAGACGUUUUUUGGGAAAUAGUAGGUACCCAACAAAUAGGAUUGGGUAGACAUCGGCCUAUAUUACAAAGCUCUAAGUUAGGCUGGCUAGUAACUGGCCCUAUAGGAAUAGGACAGUCUAAUUUGUCACAUGAAAAUUCAUAUAUUAAUGUUUUAAAUUGUAGUAUUAUAAAGGAUGAUAUUCAUGAUUCAUUACAAAGAUUUUGGGAGGUAGAAGAAUUGCCUUCAAAUAAAAUAUCUUACACGCUUGAAGAACAAGCAUGUGAAAACAGUUUUAAACAAAAUACAAGUCGCUUGCCAAGUGGUAGGUUUUUAGUUAAAAUGCCACUGAAAGAAUCACCAGAGGAAGCAUUAGGUGAUUCAUACAAUAUUGCCAAAAGGCGUUUUUUUAGUUUAGAAAACAAGUUAGAUAAGAAUCCUAAUAUUAAGAAACAAUAUGUAGAUUUUAUUAAUGAAUAUUUAGAUUUAGGUCAUUUGGAAGAAAUAGAGCGUCCAAGGUUCGGUAAUUAUUUACCUCAUCAUGCAGUAUUGCGUGAAAAAAGCGAAACAACAAAGUUAAGGGUAGUUUUUGAUGCCUCAGUAAAAACAACCUCUGGAAAAUCACUAAAUGAUAUCCAGAUGAUAGGUCCAGUAAUACAAAAUGAUUUAUUUAAUAUUAUGGUAAGGUUUCGUACUCACAAAUUUGUUUUAACCGGUGACAUAGAGAAAAUGUAUAGACAAAUUUCUAUUGAUGAGUCACAACGUCAUUUACAAUUAAUUUUGUGGAGGGAAGAUACAUCUCUACCACUUAAAGUUUUACAAUUAAACACUGUAACAUAUGGUACAGCUUCAGCACCUUUCCUAAGUACUAGAUGUCUAUUGCAAUUAGCUGAAGAAUGUACAGAUAUGUCUAUUGCUAAUAUAAUUAAGAAUGAUUUUUAUUAUGAUGACCUAAGUACUGGAGCAUCUACAGAAGAUGAACUAUUGAAAAUCUAUAACUCUGUGACUGAAAUAUUAAGUUCAGCAUCAUUCCCAUUACGCAAAAUACGCACUAAUUGUCCAAAAAUAUUUGAAAAUGAUGUAAAUAAUAAUACAUUAAAUCUAACUAAACAGUCAUGUGUACUAGGGUUGAAUUGGUCACCUACAGUAGAUUUGUUUACAUUUCCUAUAGACAUAAAUAUAGAUUCAUUAAAUAUUACUAAGAGAACAAUAAUAUCUACAACUUGUAAAAUCUUUGACCCUUUAGGUGUCUUGUGUGCAUGUAUCAUUACUGCCAAAAUAAUAUUACAACAUUUAUGGAGCGCUAAGAUAGACUGGGAUGAUUCAGUACCUGAUGAUAUUAAGAAUUCUUGGAUUAAAUUUACAAAAAACCUUUCAGAUCUAUCAAACAUAAAAUUGGAAAGAAAUGUUAUCUGUGACUUGCCAAUAUCAGUAGAGCUGCAUUGUUUUGUAGAUGCAUCACAGAAUGCAUAUAGUGCUUGUGUUUAUUUAAGGACAACUAAUAAUAAUAAUCAAAUUACAGUUAAGCUGUUAUGUGCCAAGGCUCGAGUGGCUCCAUUGAAGCCAACCACCAUACCUCGCUUGGAGCUGUGUGGUGCCUUACUCGGAGCAAGGUUAUGUGCAAAAGUUUUAGAGUCACUACGUUGUAAUAUUAUCAGUAAAACUAUUUGGACCGAUUCAAUGGUAGUACUUGGUUGGCUAAAGGUUCAAUAUAAGCAUCUAAAACCUUUUGUUCGUAAUAGAGUAAAUGAGAUCAAUGAAAUUACAGCAGACUAUUCAUGGCGACAUGUGCCUACUGACUGUAACCCUGCUGACCUAGCCUCAAGAGGUGUAACUCCACAACAGUUGCAGUCCUCAUCCUUGUGGUGGGAGGGACCUUCAUUUCUUAGAAGGGACCCAAGUGAGUGGCCUCAGCAAGGUGUACCAAAUUUAGAAUUACCAGAACUUAAAGUAAUGGUUACUAGUGUAGACACUAAUUUCUUAGAUUUUACUAGAUAUUCAAAUUUUACUAAACUUAAAAGAAUUAUGGCCUAUGUUCAUAGAUUUGUUAAUAAUUUUAUUUGCAAAUAUAGUAAAAAUAAAAACUUUAAUAAGCUAACAGGUUGUCUUAGCACAGAUGAACUUUGUAAUUCCCUAAAAACAUUAAUUAGGUGUUGCCAAGUGCAAUCAUUUUCUUGCGAAUUAAACACAAUUAAAACGAAUAAAGAACUGCAUCACAAAUCCAAAAUGCUACCACUAAAACCAUUCAUAGAUGAAGAUGGUAUACUUAGAGUGGGUGGUCGUAUACAAAAUACAAAUUACAAUUUUGAAAAAAGACAUCCAAUUAUACUUGAUGCCAAACAUAGUUUUACUAAAUUACUUAUGAGACAUGAGCAUUUAAGGUUAUUUCAUGCCGGACCACAACUACUUUUAUCUUCUAUAAGAGAAGAAUAUUGGCCUAUAGGUGGUAGGAAUUUAGCUCGUAGUAUUUUAAGAAAAUGUGUAGUAUGUAUACGAUUUAAAGGUAAAACACUUCAACCUAUAAUGGGUAACCUUCCUAAUGUAAGGACAAAUCCUAGUUUUCCUUUUUAUUCAUGUGGAACAGAUUUUGCAGGUCCGUUCAUGAUUUCAAGUAGAAAAGGUAGAGGUAGUCGAGUAUCAAAAUGUUACCUUUGUUUAUUUGUUUGUCUUACAACUAAAGCUGUUCACUUGGAGCUCGUUAGUGACCUUACUACUCAAGGUUUUUUAAUGUGCCUUAGGAGAUUUGUUUCGAGAAGGGGAAAACCUUACGAAAUUUAUUCAGAUAAUGGAAAAACAUUUGUAGGGGCUAACAAUGAAUUGGGUAGAGUGCUUAAGUCUAGUCGCGAGGCUGUGACAGAGUAUGGCAGUACUGAAGGCAUUAGAUUUAAAUUUAGCCCUGCAUAUUCACCUCAUUUUGGGGGUAUUUGGGAAGCUGGGGUUAAAUCAUCCAAACAUCAUCUUAAGAGAAUAGCUGGCAACGCAGCCUUAACAUUUGAGGAACUUGCAACGUUGUUCACACAAAUAGAGGCUAUCCUAAAUUCCCGUCCCCUAUCUCCUCUCUCAUCCGACCCAACCGAUCUCCUACCCUUAACCCCUGGGCACUUCCUAAUCGGGCGGCCACUCAAGUCGGUGCCGUCCUUGCUAAUUGAAAAGUCUAGAGCUAACAGAUACGAGCGUAUAGAGCAGCUGCGGCAACAGUUUUGGGAGCGAUGGCGCCGAGAGUACCUCGCCGAACUCCAACAGAGGACCAAGUGGCGGAGACCAGACCGGGAACUCAAAGUAGGCGACUUGGUCAUCCUCAAAGAAGACAACCUACCUCCAUUAUGCUGGCGACUAGGCCGCAUAACCAAACUUUACCAAGGACCAGAUGGCGUCAGCAGAGUCGCCGACGUCCUCACAUCGAGAGGGACUGUCAAGAGGGCAGUCCACAAGUUUUGCAUCAUACCUGGAGAUGACAUCGACCCAAAUUCAACUGCUUGAUAGCUGUGCUAUCAAGGCCCGGGAGGAUGUUAACGCGCACACUGUGCAGGCGCGCCAAACCGAUCCACCGUGCAGUGCGAGAAGGGGAUGCGGGACGCGCGGGAGGAGGGCCGCUGGCCGCGUCGCUUCGCCGGGGCCGCGCGCCGUUCUCUUUCGCCAUCGGCACCGGACGAGUGCACACGUCGUGAUUAACCUAAUAUUUUUGUAUAACGCCAAUCGCCACACGUCGUAACUAUGAAACCUAUGUAACUAAUUACUUUCUUAAGAAUAUAAGCAGUUUGUACCAGAGG